Loxodonta africana (African savanna elephant) is the source of this 3755-nucleotide messenger RNA. Its product is annotated as NADH-cytochrome b5 reductase 1. The transcript has 9 exons. Gene Ontology annotation, molecular function: oxidoreductase activity. Bases 65 to 982 code for a protein of 305 amino acids. NCBI's taxonomy places the organism in Eukaryota, Metazoa, Chordata, Mammalia, Proboscidea, Elephantidae. The record is from RefSeq and is a predicted model, not a curated record.
CAGCUCCGCGGCGCAUUGUGGGAUCUGUCCGCCUGCGGGGAGGUGGAGGACACGGCGGUCGGUCAUGGGGAUCCAGACGAGCCCAGUCCUGCUGGCCUCCCUGGGGGUGGGGCUGCUGACUUUCUUCGGCCUGGCUCUGGGCUCCUACCUGUUUCGGAGGUCCCGCCGGCCGCAGGUUACUCUCCUGGAUCCCAAUGAGAAGUACCUGCUGCGACUGCUAGACAAAACGACCGUGAGCCACAACACCAAGAGGUUCCGCUUUGCCCUUCCCACCACCCACCACAUUCUGGGGCUGCCUGUGGGCACACAUGUCUACCUCUCUGCCCGAAUCGAUGGCAGCCUGGUCAUCAGGCCAUACACUCCUGUCACCAGCAAUGACGACCAAGGCUACGUGGAUCUUGUCAUCAAGGUCUACCUGAGGGGUGUACACCCCAAAUUUCCUGAGGGAGGGAAGAUGUCUCAGUACCUGGAUAGCCUGAAGAUUGGGGACAUGGUGGAGUUUCGGGGGCCAAGUGGGUUGCUCACUUACAUUGGAAAAGGGAAUUUUAACAUUCAACCCAACAAGAAAUCUCCACCAGAACUCCGAGUGGCAAACAAACUGGGAAUGAUUGCUGGCGGGACAGGGAUCACUCCGAUGCUACAACUGAUCCAAGCCAUCCUGAAAGACCCUGAAGAUCCAACCCAGUGUUUUCUGCUUUUCGCCAACCAGACUGAAAAGGACAUAAUCUUGCGGGAGGACUUGGAGGAACUACAGGCCCGAUAUCCCAAUCGCUUUAAGCUCUGGUUCACUCUGGAUCAGCCCCCAGAAGAUUGGGCCUACAGCAAGGGCUUUGUGACUGCCACCAUGAUCCAGGAGCACCUGCCUGCCCCAGGAGAUGAUGUGCUGAUGCUGCUCUGUGGGCCACCCCCGAUGGUGCAACUGGCCUGCCAUCCCAACUUGGACAAACUGGGCUACUCGCAAAAGAUGCGAUUCACUUACUGAGCAUCCCCCAGCUUCCUUGGCCCCGUUCCCUGCAAUUGUCCCCAGUUGGUACUCAAAUGCUAUAAGCCCUGGGUUCCUUUUCUGAUAGUAUCAGCCUUUUGUGUCUUUCUCUGGAGCUGAAAUGUGUAUGCUACCUGCAGGAACCACAUCCCUGCAGCCCAUGGAAGAGGACAAAAGUGGAGUCAUUCCCUGGAAGGCCUCCCAAAUCUCCCUGUGAUAAAAGGCCCAGGUCAGGCUCAUGGAGCAAUCUCUUCCAUGGAGUCAGAAAGAAGGGAGCAUGUAUAUUUGUUCCAAGACUGCCUAGUUCUUUAAUAGCAUCACGGUCUCACUUUCUGUGUCUAUGAUGAAAGGUAUAGUCUGUGCAAUGACUUGUACUUAAUAUUCAGUACUUAACCAAUGGACAGGUUCUUCACAUGCAAGUGCAAGUUGAGCAAACUACAGAGGUAGUGAAAUUGCGGGAAAAGAGGAAAUGAUUUCUUCAGAUCUCCAGUCCUCAGAAAAAGGAGGCUGAGAUAUGUGUUUGUAUGUUUCUCUCUCUCUGCCCUUGCCCAGGCUACAAGAAAGUGGCCACCCAAAGUCUAAGACUGCUGUUUGUGGCAGGAGCCUCUGGCUAUGCAAAUAAAUGGGGCUGAGGUCCCCGUGUGAUACCUAAAGGGUUGUCGCAUCUGGGGUCCUUGUUUCCAAGGCCUUUUGUGCCUGAGAAUCUUGGGAGGAAGGGUUUCCCAGUACAGAAUUUCCCCCGGGUCUUCCAAAGAACCUUUGACCAGUUGUUCCCUGUGCUGAAAUGUGAGCUGCCACCAAACUCAGUGAUCAUCUCAGCAGCUGUCUCAGCAGAGCCAGAAGCUUAACUUCCCCUGGAGACUUUGGAGGUGGGGGAGGAGAACAUACAUGAAAAGAAGUGGUACCCCUCACAGUGGUCCUUGGGUUUAGCCGCUCUUCCCUUCUUCCUUCUCUUGGCCCUUCCUUCACCAUAUUUAUUAUCCCUCAGGAUACCUGGCAAACAAAUCAAAGUAUUGUCUUUUUGUUUGGAAGAGAAGCCUUCUUUAAAAAGCAACCUGACUUCACCAGCCCCAGCCAGACUUGGUGUCUUGACAGAGUUGCCUUCCCAGAGGCCCAUCUGUCCUGAGCAGUGUCCUUCUGCUCUUCUGUGACAGCAUAACCCACUCUUCUCCUGACGUAGGACUAGGGUAGCCCCUUCAGAUUCUUCUUUGUUAGAUUCAUUGGGACAAAGCAAUGCAUCAGGCUCAGGAGGAAGGUUGACAUUGUUUUUCUGCAUGGAGCUGUGUAUUACUCUCUCUGGAGUCCCUGAGAGAAAGGCUUCGGGAACUGUCAGAAUUCACCCCUUCGUAGGAGCCCAGGGAGGUCCAACCAUAGGCUAGAGUCUUCAGUAAACCCUUCAAGUGGUGAUCCAUCAUUGAUCAGCUAUUAUGUGUAUGGCACUGUGUUCUGUAAGACACAGUCUCAGCCACAUCACCUCCCAAAAGGAAAAUCUUGCUUAGGAUUGUUGUCUCAGAUAGUGGAGCAGCCCAGCAAAGAUAAUUUUCCACAUGGAAGCUCACCAUUCCUUGUCUUACAGGGUCUCUGCCUCAUCCACUUGACAUACAAACAUUUAUUGAAGACCUGUCAUGUGCUAAGCACUGUUCUAGCCCCUGAGAAUACAAUUGUGACCAAGGUUGGUCUUGGGUCCCCCAAAUAACUCACAGUCUAAGUAAGAUAGACCAGUAAAUAACUACAACACAGCAUGAUUAAUGCUGUAACAGAUACAAACAGGGUGCAGAUGGGGCCUCAGGAGGGAGUUCCAAAGGAUUCCUGAGAGGAAGGAAGAGAAAGAGAAUUAAUAGUUUUGAGUAACCAAGUACUGUGCUACCCAAUCUACACCACAUAAUUUAAUCUUCUUGAUAAUCCUUAGUCUUAAAUUUAAGGAUUUGUCAAAGGUCAUACAGUUGAUCAGUGGCUUAGAGAGCCUAAAUGUGAACUUAGGAUUGUCUUGAGUCCAAAGCCAAACCUAGAACUAAGCAUUUUAGAUCUUCAGGCAGAAUGGGGGCAAGGGCAGGCCAACAGAAGAUCAACAUGUGCAAAAGCCUGGAAGAAGGAAAGAGUUUAUAUUUGGAAGACUAGGAAAAGUUCAUUGAGGCCCAAGAUGCAGGAGGGAAGGUGGAGAAAGAUGAAGCCUGAGUGUAGUAGGUUGUCAUGCCAUGCAGAAGAAGCUUAAACUGAAUUCUGUGGACAAUGGGAAGUUUUUGAGGGUUUUCUGAAUCCUGGCAAAACAAUGGCUAAUGUUUAUGACGCAUUUACAAUUUGCUGGGCACAGUACUAAGAAACUGCAUGAAUUAUCUCAUUUAGUCCUGACAAAGGCCCUAUGAAAUAGCACUAUUUUAGUCCCGUUUCUCAGAUGAAGUAAUUAGCCUUUGGAGAGGGGUUCAGUAAUGUCUUGAAAAGAUCAGAGGCUGGCCAGGGGCACAAACCUGGGUCUAUGUGACUCUAGAGCCCAUGCUUUUAACCAGCACGGAGACAAUUAAGCCCUACUGCCCUCAGGCAGGAAACCCUGGUGGCUUAGUGGUUAAGUGCUACAGCUGCUAACCAAGAGGUUGGUAGCUCAAAUCCACCAGGCACUCCUUGGAAACUCUGGAAACCCCAGUGGUGUCCUGGUUAAGUGCUCCAGCUGCUAACCCAAAGGUUGGCAGUUCGAAUCCACCAGAUGCUCCUUGGAAACUCUGUGGGGCAGUUCUACCCUGUUCUAUAGGGUCGCUAUGAGUAGGAAAUGACUUGAUGG